Molecule: messenger RNA, 591 nt
Organism: Babesia sp. Xinjiang
Lineage: Eukaryota; Apicomplexa; Aconoidasida; Piroplasmida; Babesiidae
Product: Dual specificity protein phosphatase 12
Exons: 1
Coding region: 1-591 (196 amino acids)
Biological process (GO): protein dephosphorylation
Cellular component (GO): nucleus
Molecular function (GO): protein tyrosine/serine/threonine phosphatase activity
Source: RefSeq, a predicted model, not a curated record
AUGCAGAAGCACGACAAACCCUUCACUAAAGUUAUCAACCCACUUAGGGCGAUACACCCUAUCGCAUCACCCAGUCUUGGUUUUAUAUGCCAAUUGAUUGUCUACUACAAACGUGGAUUCAAGGUAUCCGAUCAAAAUACAUUCUGGGCCGAGUAUCGCAACCUGCUACGCAUAGUUGACCACGAUCGUCUAGAAGAAUAUGAAACGAGACAAACCUGCAAUGACGACAAUGUCGACCGAUCUGCAGUUUAUAGUUGCGCUAAAUGCAGACAAACACUGUUUUACGGUGCGAAUGUCGUCCGACACGUACCCGCAUCAGGUUCAGACGAAUUUGGUACUGAACCUUGCAGCAGCAUUUUCGUCGAGCCUAUGGACUGGAUGGUGGGAAUGGAUGCACAAAGUGGCAAGAUAACGUGCAAAAAUUCACGGUGCUCAUCUAAGCUGGGAUAUUACUGCUGGCACGGUCGCCGGUGUUCCUGCGGACACUUACAAAUACCCGCAUUCCAGAUCCAACUGUCUAAAAUAGAUAAACUGCCUGUGGAAUCGCGCUUAGGCGGAUCUACGCCCAAUCGAAACGAUGAUUUGCUCUAA